This is a messenger RNA of Rotaria sordida, 1713 nucleotides long. The record is from the annotation of a GenBank genome assembly. Lineage: Eukaryota; Metazoa; Rotifera; Eurotatoria; Philodinida; Philodinidae.
AUGAGUUUUAUAGUUAAUAACGAAUCGUAUAUAUAUAAUAAAACAUCAAAUUUUAAUCGUUUAAUUGAACGAAUUCGACAAUGUAUUCGCGAACGUGAAAUGGCAAAAGAACAACAACAACAACAACAACAGUGUAUAAAAAUUUCUUCAAUUCUUCAUUAUAUUGAACAUAUAAAACGAUGUAUUUAUGAAAAUCCAUUAAUUGGUCGAGUACUUUUUCAGUUUUAUAAUACAAUAAAACAUUUUCCUUCACAAAAUAAUCGAUUUCCUUCGGCAAUUACAUUCGAAAAUAAUGAAUCAAAAAUGAAUUUAGACGAUAAAACUUCCAUUAAUAAUUUAUCUACAGUUAGUAGUCUAAUUGAAACAAAAUCAGAUCUAUCAAAAAAAAAUUUAACAAUUUCACAAUCAACGGAAUUAAAUAAUUUACAAACAAUAAAAUCUACUACUCAUUUUAUUCAACCAUUUCGAAUGUCUCGUCAAAUUGGUGGUUUAAUGACAAAAGCAACAUUAUCAGCAAUUACUAAGGCACCACGCCAACGUACUACACAUGAUAUUGAAGUUCUAGAACAUCUAUUGAACCGUUGUGAGAGUCUUCGUCAUUUACCUACGAAUGUUCGUCGUUAUGCUGCUCGUUCACUUUUACUUUUUACUUAUCAACCAAAUACAAUCCUCACUCGGCAAAAUUUUCCUUCAUUUCUUGUUUAUAUAAUUGUUUAUGAUUUUUUUUUUAUUACAUGUCAAUGUAUCUUAUUACUCGAAACGAAUCAAACAACAGUAUUUGGUCAUCGAUUAAAUAUUGGUGAUGUAUAUGGAGAUGAUUCUCUUCAAUUAAUAAAUUAUUAUCAUAUAAAUGGUUUAAUAACAAAUGAAAUAAAUUAUUGUAAUUUAAUAGGAUUUUUUUCAAGAGAUAUUAGAGCUUAUGAAAAUUAUUUAUCUGAUAUAAUGAAAAAAUCAUUACUUGAACAAUUUCGAAUACAAUCAAUAUUUAGUAGUAUUCAAUGGCGAAAUGAUAUUUUGAAUUAUAUUUUAAAAUGGUCUAGUUAUAAACAAUAUUCAAUUGAUGAAAUUAUUUAUGGAAAUGAAGAAUAUGAACAUGAAAAUUUAUAUUUUAUUUUACAUGGUCAAAUUUCUUUUGUACGUCUACUUGAUUUUCCAUCCAUUAUAAUUAAACAUCCAGAAUACAGUCAAUAUUAUCAGAAAUUAAAUAAUAAAAAGAAUAAUAAAGCAAAAAUUAAACAGAUAAAUACAACAGGUAUCAAUCAAUAUCAUCCAAGUAAUGAUAACGAUUCAAUAUUGAAUUCAUUAAAUGAUUCCAUGAAUAUUAGUAAUUGUUCUUCAUUAACAGCUUUAAAUCUUUCAGUAAUCAUAUCAAAUUCAAAUUUAGAAAAUAAAUCAAAUCUUCAACAAAAUUCAAAACUAAAAACUACAUGGCGUUUUCUUGAAAUAUUUAUUCUUUCAAAUGGACAUUAUUUUGGAUUUGAAUCAACAACAAUUCAUUCAUGGUAUCUCACUCGUAGUAUAGUCGAUAUUAUUUCAAUUCCAAAAAAUCGUUUUAAAGAACUUGGUUCUUUUGCUCCAAUGAUAUUUGAAAAACUUCGUGAAGAUUUUCUUGAUAUAUUUCCAAAUGAAAUUUUUAUACGUAAUUCAUAUAUAAAAUAUCUUCAAACAAAUAAAUUAAAUGAAAAUGAAAUUUCAAUAAUCAAAUUUAUAUAA